This is a messenger RNA of Solanum tuberosum (potato), 8202 nucleotides long. Its product is annotated as pentatricopeptide repeat-containing protein At5g39710. The coding region runs from base 112 to 2415 and encodes 767 amino acids. The transcript is spliced from 8 exons. The record is from RefSeq and is a predicted model, not a curated record. Lineage: Eukaryota; Viridiplantae; Streptophyta; Magnoliopsida; Solanales; Solanaceae. Gene Ontology annotation, molecular function: protein binding.
AUUAUCUCUAAUUUUAGGUUUAGUCAUAUGCUGAAUUCCUUAAUUUGCAGGGCAUUUUUUUUGUAACAUGUUAUCACAGUCGCCGUAACUCCGGUUGUAGCAUUUUCCGAUAUGCUACUUGUUAAACCCUACCGGAGAGCCCUCCAUAGCUCAACUCGGCAAGUUCAAUCCAAAACCCUAGACUCACCACCUUCUUCCUCCAGCACCCUUUUUGUCGACAGGGCUGUAUCCAUUCUUAAAGGCUACGACCCAAUUUCCUUGGACUCCAUUUCUUCCCAAUUCACCCCUCAAUAUGCUUCUUCCGUGCUUUUCCAAUGCCGAUUCGAUAAACCCCUUGUUCUAAGAUUCAUCAACUGGGCGCGCAACCGCCAAUUCUUCAAUCUUCAAUGCAAGUGCAUUUCCAUUCAUAUCCUCACUCGUUUCAAGCUCUACAAGACUUCCCAAUCCCUUGCGGAGGAUGUUGCUUUGAAAUUCGGACAUAACAAGGGUGAAUUGGUCUUUUCAUGUCUCAGGGACACUUACCAUUCUUGCAAGUCCAGCUCUGCUGUGUUCGAUUUGAUGGUAAAAUCCUACUCUCAUUUGAAAAUGAUUGACAGAGCUAUGAAUAUCUUUGAAUUAGCCAAGUUUAAUGGGUUUAUGCUCACUGUUUUGUCCUAUAAUUCCAUUCUUGAUGCGUUGAUCAGGGUUUCAUGUAAUGGGUCUUUCGAAUUAGCUCAAAAGUUUUAUGAUGAUAUGGUUCAAUCUGGGGUUUCACCUAAUGUAUAUACUUAUAAUAUUAUGAUCCGAGGCCUUUGUGCAAAAGGGGAUCUGCAAAAGGGUUUGGUUGUUUUCAAUGAAAUGGAAAAAACUGGCUGCUUGCGAAAUGUUGUAACCUAUAACACCAUAAUAGGUGGUUAUUGUAAGAUAGGUAAGGUUGAUGAGGCAGUCGAAUUGUUGAAGCUAAUGCAAGUGAGGAACUUGGAACCAACUGUGGUCACAUAUAAUGCUAUUAUUAAUGGGUUGUGUCGAGAAGGAAGAAUGAAAGAGACGAGUGAGAUUUUGGAAGAGAUGAGGGGAAAUGGAUUAAUGCCUGAUGAAGUAACCUAUAACACACUGGUAAAUGGCUAUUGUAGAGAGGGUAACUUUCACCAAGCACUUGUUUUGCACUCGGAAAUGUUAAGGAAUGGGCUGUCUCCAGAUGUUGUGACUUAUACUUCUUUGAUUAAUAGCAUGUGCAAGACUGGGAGUUUGCACCGCGCAAUGGAAUUCUUUGAUCAACUGCAUGCUAGGGGAUUAUAUCCCAACGAUAGAACUUACACAACAUUGAUUGUUGGUUUUUCUCAGCAGGGUCUUAUGAAUGAGGCUUAUAAGCUUUUGAAUGAAAUGAUUUCAAAUGGCCUUUCCCCUUCAAUUGUAACUUACAAUGCGUUAAUUAAUGGGCAUUGUGCAGUGGGCAGGAUGGAGGAUGCUUUACGCGUGACUCAAGAGAUGGAACAGAGAAGGCUGGUCCCAGAUGUUGUAACUUAUAGUACAAUAAUAUCUGGGUUCUGUAGAAACUGUGGGUUGGAAAGAGCAUUCUGUGUUAAGCAGCUGAUGGUUGAAAAAGGGGUCUUACCUGAUGUUAUUACUUAUUCAUCCCUAAUUCAAGGUCUUUGUGAGCAACAAAGACUGACUGAAGCUUGUGAACUUUUCCAAGAGAUGUUGAGAGUAGGUCUGCAACCAGAUAAGUUUACAUAUACUACACUUAUUGGUGCAUACUGUGCAAAUGGGGAUAUUAAAGGUGCUUUUCACCUGCAUAACAAAAUGAUCUAUAAGGGUUUCUUUCCUGAUGUCGUCACUUACAAUGUCCUAAUCAAUGGGCUUAACAAACAAGCUCGUACUAGGGAAGCAAAGCGGCUUCUGUUCAAGUUGUUGUAUGAGCAAUCAGUGCCAAAUAGUGUCACUUAUGACAUGCUAAUAGAAAGUUGCAAAGAUCUUGAAUUGAAGAGUGCGGUAGAUCUUAUUAAAGGAUUCUGCAUGAAAGGUUUGUUGAAUGAAGCUGACCAAGUUUUUGAGUUGAUGCUGCAAAAACACAAGAAGCCGAGUGAAGUAGCUUAUAAUCUACUUAUACACGGUCAUUCCAGGGGUGGAAAUUUGCAUAGAGCCUUGAAUCUUUUCAGAGAAAUGGCUAAUCUUGGAUUUAUUCCUCAUACAGUAAGUAUUAUUGUGCUCAUGAAAGAACUUUUUAAAGAAGGAAUGAGUGAGGAAUUACAUCAAGUAAUUCAAAGCACAUUGGAAACCUGUAAACUUGCUGAUGGUGAGCUAGCAAAAGUCAUUGUUGAGGUGAACUACAAGGAAGGGAACAUGGAUGCAGUAUUCAAUGCACUUACUGAAAUGGCCAAGGAUGGCCUUCUUCCAAAUAGUGGGAAAACCGCAUUUUGUCACAUGCCACAAUAAAGUACUUAUCAUCUUAAAAUAAUCACACCAACUUUUCCCAUGCAUGAGGUAGAAUGCAUCAAGCAAGCAGGAAACUGGGUUGCAACAAAUUGUUUCCCCUCAUUUAGGUUUCUCAUGCCAUUGUGAAUGUGGGAGAGCUGGUUUACUCCGAUGAGCGACUUUCUUUCGAGAGGGUUAAAUUCCCACUUUGCUUGAAAAUUGUAGAAGCUAUAUAAGUAGGGUGCUAACUUGAAAAGGUGAAACAAGACGAAGAGAAGGAAGUGAGUUUCAUUCAAGAAAGUGUGAGAACUCCAGCUUAAGGAGCUUUUCUGUUCAAGAACAUUGUAUGUACCAUUGAUGAAGUCUGUUAAUGGAUGGCCAUGGCUGUUUCGAGAGUAGGAUUUGAUUUACAGUGUCUUGCUUUCAGAUCAGCUAUCACUUAGUCUCUGUACUUCUGGACUAACUUUUUCCAUUCUAAUACCAAAUGUAAUAAUCCUAGUUGCUACUUCUGGACUAACUUUUUCCAUUCUAAUACCAAAUGUAAUAAUCCAAGUCUAGCAGCUAGUCUCAGAACUUUCUGAUUUUGUAACUUUUAUCAAAAGAACUUGAAGCUCAAAGUCUAUCAGCCCAGAAUUGUCAGUUAGAGAUAAUACAAGAUGUUGAGGCAAUAUCUCUUGCAACAAAUGAACAUCCAGUAGCACUGCUUGCAGAACACACAAAAAAACUCUUGCAAAGAGAUAAUACUAUUUACAUGCAUAUCUUAUCUCAAAGGCCAAAUGCUGCUGCUGUUUCUGCAUCCAUACUUCACAAGCUUUAUGGCAUCAAUUUGAAACCAUUCUUUGGAGAAAUGGGCCACCUGAAAAACCAGUGCUCUGCAAUGCAUGUGGAUCAAGAUGGCGGGUUAGGAGGACACUAGAUGGCUAUAUUCCCAGACAUGGAAACAUAGAAAUAGAGAGCUAUCAGCGACCUUCUGACAUGAAGCCGGCUCGUGACGAAAAAAAGCUAGAAGUUGGAAUAGAGGUUUCUGGACAGGAUGGCUUGAAAGCUUGUCUUGAAGAGGAAAUGAAUAACAUAUCAAGCUUAGGUUCAGCAGGGUCAUCCUCAGACAACUGCAUGCAGAUGGAAGAAACAAAUGCAUACAAAGAUCUUCUCUGGAAUCCUGACAGUGUCCCAAGAAGAAAGAGAUCAGAGCGUAGAAAACGCAUUUUGUCACCUGUUGAAAGACUCCAGAGGCAACUUCAUAACAUUCUACAGGAGCCAGACUUUGAAAAUAUCUCUGCCGAUGAUGAAAAUAUUCUAAUUUAUGCAAGGAACAAAUACAUUCCACCUAAUGAGAUUGGUCUUGGAGCUAAGCUGCUUGUAUCGCCACCUACUGCUACAGAACACUUGACAUCUCUGUCUCCAAUGGCAGAAGAUAAUGAUGCCUCUUGCUCAGUGAAUGUUCCUGUAGGAAAUUCCAAUUCCAAUUUGUAAGUGAAUUUUGAGAUGCAUGCACAAGGUUCAAGCUGGUAUGUGAGCCAACUCUUACUAUCUAGCUAGUACAAUGUUAAAACCAUUUGAGCUGUUCCAACCUUACUUGAUGUCCCCAAUGGCAACGCUCAACAACUUGUGUGUUUUGAGACCAUAUAGUUUGCCAAUAGUGCAUUUAUUUUGGAGAUUUAUAAUUCUGCUGUUUUAUUGGAUGGGAUUUCAAUGAAUUAGAUAUGUCUAUUCUGCUUUUUGGGUGCAUUUAAUAUGUCAAUUCCGAUGCUGGUCAUAGUGUGCUUGCCUACAAGUUUGUUAGUGUAAAUAAAUGAAUUUUGGGCCUAAAUCAACCCCAUGGGAUAGCUUAUGAGGGUAGGAUUGCUCAAGUCCAUAUAAGGAAUUCAUAAUUCCCUCAUCGCACUUAUGUGGGACUUAACACCCCGCCUCAUGCCCAAGACUGGACAUCUAGUCUGUGGAUUAUUUAAUAUGGGGCGCCCAACAUCGGUAAAUCAUAAAUUGGGAUGAGUUUGACACUGACACCAUGUAAAGAAAUCUAUUUUAGGCCUAACUCUACCCCAAAAGUUAGCUUGUGAUAGGAGGAUUGCCCAAGUCCAUAUUAGGAGUCCAUAAUUUCCUCAUCCCAUGAUGUGGGACUUAAAAAGCCCAAUAUCCAUUAUUUACCGUUUGUUUGCAUGGACUCCACAUUACAUGGAUACUACAUCAAGGGUAUGUCGUUAAAUUGUUCUCUAAAAUGCUUCUGCAAUUGCAUCUUCCAUAUUCAGAGAUGGGAGUCUGAUUAUUGAAGAAAUAGGUAUAUCAGCUUUAGGAUAAGGUAUGUUCAGCCACAAAGUUUGAAAACUAAGUUCACCAAAAAGUCUCUUCGAUCUCCGUUUAAGUUAUAACGGUAAGUCAAUAAUAUUUACACUAAAGAGAAGCUAGAGAGCCAUUAAUACAUAAUCCAGGAGCAAUUAAGAGUCAGAAUAAUUUAGUAUUGAGUUUCAUAAAUGCCCCCAAGUAGCAACAUAAAUCUAGAGGGUAGUGAUGGGGUUCACCCGAACCCCCUCAGCAAAAAAUUACAUGUUAUAUAAAGUUAUUUUCAAAUUUUGUAUGUAUAUAUAUAUAUAUAUUCUGAACCUCUUGAACAUGAGAUUAGAGGUUGAUUAAGUGGUUGAGGGGGUUCAAAAUUCACCUUGAGGUUUCAAGUUUAAAUCUCAAGCACUACAUUUAUAUUUUUCGAACCCCUUAGUGAAAAUCCUUGAUCUGCCACUUUAUCCAAUAUAACUCUUCAAGAACUUUAUAUUACUUGAUUGACUUUUAAGUAAUACGAAGUAGUUUAAUAAAAGCAACAAGCAUUGUAGAAACCGGAAAAAUGUAAUCACUACCAUAAAACUUCUUAGAAGGCCAGGAAAUACAAAAACAGUAUAAAGGAGCGAAGAGAGUAAAAUAUAUUACUACUUAGAAAAGGAAAAUAGGACAUGGGAAGAAAUGAGAACGUUAAAUCUCUGUCAUUCUUUUACACAGUGGCAGAGCAGUGUAAAUGAUAAUAGCUGAAAAAGGAAACAAUAGGAGUGAUUCUGGGACUGGAUAAGCAUCUUAGGCUCCGGAGGGUCAUACAACUUAAAAAGGCUACUUUUGGGUUUGUUAAAGAAUAGAUUUUGGGCCUAACUCAACCCCAAAGCCCAGCUCAUAGGGUGAGGAUUGUCCAAAACCAUAUAAGGAGACCAAUUACCCACCCCAUAUCCCAUGUGGAACUCUUAAAAGGGCCGUACCUUCGUAUUCUUAGUUUUGUUUGAAACGUAGAAUGCUUAAUCUACAAAGUUAAUUAUUUUGCCAAAAAAGGAAGUAGUAUUGGCGGGAGAUAUAAUUUUAUGCCAAAAAUAUUCUAUAGACAAAAUCUGGAAUCAAUCACUAUAUAAUACUCUUAUAGACUAAAUAUUAGGUUUCUUUCUUGCUCAUAGAUCAUUAAUUAUAGUGUCUCCCCUAAGCUUCAAAAACUUACUUUCCUUUACACAAUGAAUUGACAUCGAUUCGAUAAAGAUAUGAACUGAUCAGUCCAACUAUACUUUAACCAUACAAAUAAUAAAAGCUUUACAACAAAGUAAAAAGAUCUAUUGUUUUAAUACCUUAUUGUUUUAUGUACACUAACAUUCACCUUUUGUUAGGAGAAGCAGACAAAUAUCCUCUCUGGAAUCCUGAGAGUGUCCCAAGAAGAAAGAGAUCAGAACGUAGAAAACACAUUUUAUCACCUGUUGAAAGACUCCAGAGGCAACUUCAUACUAAUCUACAGGAGCCAGACUUGAAAAGCUCUCUGCCGAUGAUGAAAAUAUUCUAAUUUAUGCAAGGAACAAAUAUAUUCCUCCUAAUGAGAUUGUUCAUGGAGCUAUGCUGCUCAUAUCACCACCUACUACUACAGAACACUCGAUGUCUCUAUCUCCAAUGGCAGUUGCUGGAAGUGAGUUUUGAGAAGCAUGCAUAAGGUUCAAGCUGGUAACUCUUUUAUCUAGCUAGUGCAAUGUUCGUUAAAACAAUUUGAGCUAUUCCAACUUUACCGGAUGUCCCUAAUGGCAAUGACAACACCUUGUAUGUUUUGAGACCAUCUAGUUUGCUAAUUCUACAUUUAUUUUGGAGAUUUAUAUUUCUUCUGUUUUAUUGGAUGGGAUUUCAAUGAAUUAGAUACGUCUAUUCUGCUAAUUCUACAUUUUAGAGGGUAGCGAAGGGGGUCACCCGAACCUGACCCCCUUGGCAAAAAGUUACACGGUAUAUAUAAGGUACUUUUAAAAUUUUGUAUGUAUAUAUAUAGAUUUUGAACCUCUUGAAAUUAUGGUUAAAUAAAACGGAAGAAUUAUAAAGAAAUGCACAACUGGCAAUCUAGAUGGUCUCAAAACACGCAAGUUAUUGUGCAUUGCCGUUGGGGACAUCCGGUAAAGUUGGAACAACCCAAAUUGUUUUUUAUCAACAUUGCACUAGCUAAAUAAUAAGAGUUCGGUUUCCCAUACCAGCUUGGAUGUUAUGCAUGCAUCUCAAAAUUCACUUACAUAUUGGAAUUUUCUAUAGGAACAUUCACUGAGCGAGAGGCAUUUUCUUCACAGAUGUACUGCUGAUGGUCCUGAGCAUGCAAGUUAUUGUAUCUACUUGUUCUGAUGGAGCAUCAGAUACUUAUUGCAGAAAGUUAAAUUUGUUCAAGAAUGAAACUGGGUGUGUUGUUGUAUUGAAACUGCGUCUGGGACAUUGGUACUAUCAUGGGUCACCACUUGCAAAAUUGGGUUUACCAGGUUAUUCAGCAAGCGUUAAUAACUUAGGGAGUUGCUAAAUUUAUUGAUUGUAGUUCUUUGAAUAAUUAUAACAUAUAUUAGCUUUGCCUUGGUCAUUAACUCAUUAUACAUCCUUUUUCUCAAUAGAUUUUUGUCAUAUUUUUCUUCCAAUCUUUGCUUUGGAAACAUUUCUUUUGAGCCGAGGGUCUAUUGGAAACAACCUUUGUACCCACAAAGGUUGGGGUAAGGUAUGCAUACCCUCUCCAAAUCCUACUUGUGGUAUUACACUGGGUAGGUUGUUGAUACAUAUUUGUGGGAUGGUUAAGGACAUGGAUACUUUAAACAGAUUGUCACAUGUUAAAGGCUUGGAACACUAACCAUGCGCAUAUGGCAUUUUUCAUCUGCUUCAUGCAUGAUGAAGAUGACGAUAUUUGAAGUCUUGGUCAUGAUGUAAAAUGGGUAUCCUUCAAAUUUCUGUGGUCAUUGGUCAUGAAGUUUCUUAUAUAAGCUGCUUCUGGAGUAUGAUGUACCUAAUGUUGGUGCUCAGUGUCAAGCUUGUGAAGCUGAGCAUUUUAGUACAAGCUAGAUCAGUUGCAUUUUCACAGUGGUGUGGCAAGGCUGUACCUGAUUGCUUCAUAGAGUGCAAAAUAGGAAGCUCUGAAGCUACUUGGAUGAGGCAUAUGCCCUUGAAGAUCAUGUUCACGACCACUAAAGCAGCUCAGGAGCACCUGUUCUUUGGAAAAUCUAGUUGGGGUUAAUUAUUUGCUUUAACGAAGCUCUAUUUUAUUACUAGGCUUUCUACUUCCAGGGCAAAUCAACUGACGAAGUUGGCCGUUAAACUCUGUUUUAUAUUGAACUGAUAGCUUAACCUAUACAAAAACCCUCUUCCAAGGAAAAAGAAAAGCUGAAUAAAUGUUGUUUUGGUUAUAUUGUGUUUUUUUCCCAGGAGAUGCUAAUUUAUAAGAUAUGAGAUCUUUGUAGGAUCAUUCUAUUGUAUUCAAAUUAUAAUUUGUAGUGUGAGAUCAUUUCCUUGGAAAUUUAGAAAAAUAUUGCAACAUGCAAUGAAAGAGACUUUACAAUUGGCACUGGUUGA